GUUGGGUCUUUCGAGCAAGCUAGCUGUGACGCACGCUGUUUUUGUCCUUGUUUGAUCAGCUACCGCUUUAACAAUCUUGCAUUUUUUUAAUCAAAAGUCUCAGUCAGUUGAAAAAUCUUGAAAUGGAAGCCCUGGACUAUAACCCACCACUUCCCACUAGCAACACACAGAAUGUGGUACAUUCAAUUCAAAAAGCUAAAAAAGCACGGUGUUUGCAAAAGGGUCAUCUUAUCAGACACUUCACCUCUGAGCAAGCAGCUAAAGGAUGUUACAGAUCGUAUCAUUGGUCUUCAGUUUGUAUGGGAGUAUCGCAGCCCCACCAAAUCUGUCCCACCACACUACCAGUGCAAGCUCUGCGCUGUGUCCCGCUUGCAGCAUGAUAUGCUUGCUCAUGUGACGGGCUGGAAACACACAUUGAAAUACUUGAAACGUGCACACGCUGACAAGAUCCCUUUUGAUGAGGCCGAGGCAGCGAAAAAUCCUGCUCUCAGGAAGACAAUUAAAGAAGUUGCAGCUGAGGUAGAGAAGGCAGAAGGAAGGGGACAACUUAAGGUGAUCCUGAAAGAACCCCGGGAUGUACCUGCCUUCAAAGAUCUCCGUUCUGCCAUUCCUAAGGCUCUUCCACCAGGUCCACUGAUGGGACCCAAGAUGCCACUUUUUGGUCCACGAUUUCCUGACCCAGUUUUUCCAGGGGAACACUUUCCUCAUGGCGAGCCUUAUUCCGACCACUCCAUGGGUGCAUUUGAAGAUUCUGAUUUUAAAGGUUACUCAGACAGGCGAGAUUUCAAUGAGCCUGAUUUUAAUCGAAGACCAUUCCAAGAUCAUUACCGCAGUGAGGGUGGAGAUGGCUUUGGAAUUGGGCACCUGAACGAGAGACCUGGCAGACUUUUUCCUGAGGAAGGUCUGGACAACCAAAUGGGGAGAUUCUUAAUGGAUAGACCGUUGGGAAAGCCAAUGGAACGGCAGGGAUUGCUGGGACAUGGACCAGAUCGAAACAGCCUUCCUAAUACGUUGCUUACUUACUUGGAUACCUUCCAGAUCGAGAAUGAGAGUGAUGCACAAAUUGUGCUCAAGGUGACGCAGAAACUGACAGAUGCGUUGAUGGAGUACAGACUCAGGAGUUCUUCAUCAGGUUCAGGUAUGAACAGUUUACCAAUGAGGCCUUCUGGUUUCCCCUCCAGGAUGUCAGGUGGUCUAUCAGGUCCAGCCAGACACAUUGAGGUCCCCCCCAGACGACCACCAGAUUUGUACAAUUGAUAAUCAGAAGGCAUGUGUUACUUUAACUCUCAUGUUCUGAUUCAUGUGGUUAUUAGUUGUGGUAGUUCUGUUAAAACCUUUGCAUUAAUGUAAAUGUGCUCUUAGGCAUAGGCUUUUGGUUAGGAUUUUAAUGUUAUAUUUUGCCCCCCCCAAACACACACACACCUUUAGAAGUACCAAAUAUGAAGAGAGCAGUUUGGUACAGGACCCAUAUUACAUAAAGUGAUGUAUAUGUUUAGUGUAUGAUCAUAUUUUUCCCUAGUGUUCACUUCAAAUAAAAUCAUGGAAUGCAGU
Thalassophryne amazonica is the source of this 1551-nucleotide messenger RNA. RefSeq lists its product as uncharacterized. The record is from RefSeq and is a predicted model, not a curated record. The transcript has 11 exons. Gene Ontology annotation, cellular component: precatalytic spliceosome. Lineage: Eukaryota; Metazoa; Chordata; Actinopteri; Batrachoidiformes; Batrachoididae. Gene Ontology annotation, molecular function: single-stranded RNA binding; double-stranded RNA binding. Bases 172 to 1257 code for a protein of 361 amino acids.